AACUGCACGAGAUUCCGGGAUUGGAAUCAGAAUGCUAAUUUAAAAGGUCAAGUGAAGCUGCGCCUCACAUUUUGGCGUGCCUGCGCUCCCUGCAGGCAGAAGCAAACAAAGACCCGGCAAGAGAAGGUAGAGGCUGAGACUCCUUCUGUAUCUGUAUUCCUGAAAUAAUUUUGGAAUCAUGCCUGAAAUGCCGGAAGACAUGGAACAGGAAGAAGUUAACAUCCCCAAUAGGCGGGUUCUGGUUACUGGUGCCACUGGGCUUCUUGGCAGAGCUGUAUUUAAAGAAUUUCAGGAGAAUAAUUGGCAUGCCGUUGGCUGUGGUUUUAGAAGAGCACGACCAAAAUUUGAACAGGUUAAUCUUUUGGAUUCUAAUGCAGUUCAUCACAUCAUUCAUGAUUUUCAGGUAUGGUUUAGUAUUAUUAUCUGCUAUUAUUCAUCUCUAGGAGCUGCUGUUUUGAGGAUUCCUAUUCUGUAUGGGGAAGUUGAGAAGCUUGAAGAAAGUGCUGUGACUGUUAUGUUUGAUAAAGUGCAGUUCAGCAACAAGUCAGCGAAUAUGGACCACUGGCAGCAGAGGUUCCCCACACACGUCAAAGAUGUAGCAACUGUGUGUCGGCAGCUAGCAGAGAAGAGGAUGCUGGAUCCAUCAAUUAAGGGAACCUUUCACUGGUCUGGCAAUGAACAGAUGACUAAGUAUGAAAUGGCAUGUGCAAUUGCAGAUGCCUUCAAUCUCCCCAGCAGUCACUUAAGACCUAUUACUGACAGCCCUGUCUUAGGAGCACAGCGUCCAAGAAAUGCUCAGCUUGACUGCUCCAAAUUAGAGACGUUGGGCAUUGGCCAGCGGACACCAUUUCGAAUUGGAAUCAAAGAAUCACUUUGGCCUUUUCUCAUUGACAAGAGAUGGAGACAAACGGUCUUUCAUUAGUUUAUUUGUUGUUGUUUUUUUUAAUGAAAAGUAUAGUAUGUGGCACUUUAUAAAGAAAAAAGGAAAUAGUUUUGUAUGAGUACUCUUUAAUUGUGACUUAAGAUCUUUCAGGUAAAUGAUGAUGCUCUUGCACUAGUGAAACUAUAUAAAGAAAUGAAAGGGCAGUGAUGCCUUGUUUGCGGUAAUGAUUUUUCUGUUUAUCAUUUUGUUCUGGCUAAACUUGCAUUUUGAGUAUAGUAAAUUAUGAUUCUUAACUCUUUGAGAUCCAGGAUGAAACAGAUCUGCUGUAGACUUUUUUUUAGAUGAGACGCAUUGUUCAUUCCCAUAACCUCCAUAUUUUCAGGGUUUUUGCAACUAUUGUCCCUUUUAUGUUGAUUGUUUUAAAGUAUGUGAAAUAAUAUGAAAAUCACUGUUCAUUAUUUGCUUUGCUUGAGCUCAGAUCAAAAUGUUUGAAGAGAGAAACUUUAUUUUUGCAACUUAACGGUUUUUAUGCUUGAGAUGUUUCAACAUGUUAUGUAUAUUAGAACUUCUAUAGCUUGAUGCCUCCUGCUUUUGUAGCAGUGUAUGGUGAGCACUUGAGAGAGGGUGUGUGUGUACGUGUAUUUUUUUAAUAUAAAUAUAUAACUGUCCUUUUCACUCUGUCGCUAAGUGGUAUUUCAUAUAUGUGGUUAUACUCAUAAUUAUGGGCCUUGUAGUCUUUUGAUCAUCAAUAAUAAUAAAUAUAUACUGCUGGCAUGUAA
Messenger RNA from Propithecus coquereli (Coquerel's sifaka), 1662 nucleotides. RefSeq names its product methionine adenosyltransferase II, beta (gene MAT2B). Gene Ontology annotation, cellular component: methionine adenosyltransferase complex. The record is from RefSeq and is a predicted model, not a curated record. Gene Ontology annotation, molecular function: methionine adenosyltransferase regulator activity. Lineage: Eukaryota; Metazoa; Chordata; Mammalia; Primates; Indriidae. Gene Ontology annotation, biological process: S-adenosylmethionine biosynthetic process. The transcript is spliced from 5 exons. Bases 179 to 922 code for a protein of 247 amino acids.